AGGAUAUGACAAAUGGGUAAUCACCUUCAUCACCUUCAAAGAGUGGUAACAACCUUCUCAUCAGUCUCGGGCCCUCAAAUGAAGUGUAUUCAAACUCACAGCCCUCGGACAGAGAACGCAUUCCUGUUAGGGUAACAGGAAGAGAUAUCAAGGAAAUGUACAAUGAUGGACAAUAUCGGUACCCAGAGGUUCGUUUCCCCGGUGAAUUCAGACCCCAGGAUCCGUGGCACAAGAAAUGGGUGGACUUCCCAGAUGACACUCUCCCAGCAACUAUUCCCAUUUAUCGGUUGGUACACAUCACCCACCCCACACAGGCACGACAUAUAGAGCAGGUACCGAACCGUCGAUACAAGUUUAUUCCGAAAAUGAAGUGCGGAAAGUCCUAUAACGAAGAGAGAAUUGGUGAAACAUAUGUACACAUAGGUGGUGAAAAGUUUGAGGAAAUCACGAGCAAAGACUCAGUGUUUCCAGGCUAUCUCUCUUGGUGGGGGAUCGAUGUGCGAGGCUGGUAUGAGGACGGUUGUCAGCUACUGCAGAGUAUCUCAAGGGAGAGAAUUAACGGUCGAUAUGUUCCCGGCUAUCUUGCUGCUGAGCCAGAGUCCCCCUAUGGCAGUGUAGCAUUCAGUAUUGAGCUACCGGACAUACUGAGGGAUUACAAGAAAGCAAGGAAUAUACAAGGAGCUAGAGUGUGCUUGAAAGUGGGUGGAACCCUACGAUAUCGAAAGGAAAUUUGUUAUGUGGUCAUUGUCUGCUUAAAGGAUGAUAAUGAACUCGGAGACAUGCCAAGUAUUGCAGGGCCUAAAUUCCCUCAAUUUGUGUCCAGUGAUCUAGUUGAUAGCAAUGGGUUUGUGAUUGACCACAACAAAGCACCUGAAUUCAACGCUACCUCGAUUAUCAAGUCUGAAAUAUUAGGCGAGGACCCCACUGGAAAAAACAUGUACGUUUAUGACCACUACAGUUGGGAGCAACUUGUUUUUGCAUUCUACUUUCCAACCAGAGGAGAAAAUCUUGUGUGUACACAAGUCACCAAGACAGAUUAUCAACACUUUGCAAGAAACUGUCAGAAAUGCGGUUAGAUAUUAUACUCUACAUAGAUUGGUUAAAAAAUUGUUAUGUCCCUAUAGUGCCAUGCAUACCACGUAUACUGUAUUUCUCAAAACAUGUACAACUAUUUUGU
Messenger RNA from Halichondria panicea, 1177 nucleotides. RefSeq lists its product as uncharacterized. The transcript is spliced from 2 exons. Bases 156 to 1076 code for a protein of 306 amino acids. NCBI's taxonomy places the organism in Eukaryota, Metazoa, Porifera, Demospongiae, Suberitida, Halichondriidae. The record is from RefSeq and is a predicted model, not a curated record.